AUGGCAAUGUUAAAGCUAUUCUUCCUUUUCAUGCACGUUGUUUCUCUGUUGUGCUUGCAAUCUGGCUCUUCUUUUGUAGCUGGCUUUAUGCAAGGCGGGAACGAGACUGACCGUCUAGCCUUGCUUGCAUUCAAAGCAGCCAUAACUAGUGAUCCCUUUGGAGCUCUGAACUCGUGGAAUGAAUCCAUCCACUUUUGUCAAUGGGUUGGUGUAAAAUGUGGCCGCCAACACCAGAGGGUCACCGGGUUGAGGAAUGAUCAUAAGAAACUAUCGGGGUCUGUUUCGCCCCACAUCGGAAAUCUGAGCUUUCUCAGGAAUCUAUGGCUUCGCAACAACAGCUUGAGUGGCGAAAUCCCCCAGAACUCAGCCACUUGCGAAGACUACAAAGAAUAUCAUUGGCUGACAGGGAAUAUUCCUACGGAGAUCGGUUCUUUGAGUAAGCUCGAGGGGCUGUAUAUUGCGAAAAACAAUCUAGUAGGAAGUUUGCCUUCUAUUCUUGGGAAUCUAUCUUCUCUUACAAUUAUUUUUGCAACUAACAAUAAGAUUGGCAAUAAUGUGCCGGAUACUCUUGGUGGGUGGAAAAAAUUGAAAGCUCUUCAAUUAGGGUUGAACAAUUUGGUUGGUACCAUUCCUUUCUCAAUCUAUAAUCUCUCUUCUAUCGAAAUCUUUGAAGUUUCAGAAAACCAAAUUGAAGGCAGCCUUCCCUCAGACCUAGGAAUCACUCUUCCUAAUCUCCAAGUCCUAACUAUUGCUAGUAACUUGUUUACUGGUUCCAUUCCUAUCACAAUAUCCAAUGCCACCAAACUAGCUUACCUGUUCUUGGGGCGAAACAAAUUUAUAGAAAAAGUCCCUUCUUUGGAAAAUGUGCCUGAUCUUACGAGUAUAGUGCUUGAAGUUAAUCUUCUAGGAACAGGGGAAGUGGAUGACUUGAGCUUUCUUGACACUUUGACCAAUGCCACUAGAUUGUCCGUCAUGGGUCUAGCCACCAACAACUUUGGAGGUGUGUUGCCUGAAUCAAUCAGCAAUUUUUCCACUAAAUUUUAG
Rhododendron vialii is the source of this 1044-nucleotide messenger RNA. Its product is annotated as probable LRR receptor-like serine/threonine-protein kinase At3g47570. The record is from RefSeq and is a predicted model, not a curated record. The coding region runs from base 1 to 1044 and encodes 347 amino acids. Gene Ontology annotation, molecular function: protein binding. NCBI's taxonomy places the organism in Eukaryota, Viridiplantae, Streptophyta, Magnoliopsida, Ericales, Ericaceae. The transcript has 2 exons.